GUCUAGCUGCAGCAGCGAGCACACUGCUCUCUUGGAUAACAAUCAUUCAUCACAGAAGUAUUCGAGUCUGUCUCCAGCGCAGCGUAAAAGCCUUCAGAGUACAGCAGCAUGGGGAGCACCACGUCAUGUGUCCCCGAGCACAACUUCAGAUUCUCCAGCAAGAGUUUCAUACGCAGAAACAGCAGUCGCCUGUUUCGCAAGAAGAAUCCCCAAGAGGGACAGGAGAAGUCUAACAGCAUCAUUAAUAUCUUGAGUACCGUCAGGAAGGAAAUGUCCCCUAUAGAUCUGCGCACAAUAGACAACGCGAAAUGGGAUCCUCCGUUCCCUUAUGACCCGGCCAGCGGCUGGAAGAAGAGCAGCAUCAAUGUGAAGAACUACGGACGAAUGAUUCACAGCUCCAAAGUUCGCUUCCGCUUUGUCCACUGCCAGGAUAUACAUGAUUGCUUCCUGGACCUCUUCCAGACACACCUUCAUUUCCUCUCCAAUAACACAACUGGACUGACAUACCAGGGAACUCUUCCGUUGAAAGAAAUCACCAUCUGUAAUCUGCAACAGAACUGUAACCACAGCCGACCCCAGGAGUUCGCCUUUCAGAUAAAUGGUGUCAGCCUGAACCCCAUCAUCGUGUACUGUUCCAACCAAGAAGAAAUGGACCUGUGGUUUGGCUUGCUUAAAGAAAACAUUGAGGCGAAUGGGGGCACUGCAAUUGUACAUGAAAACUACACCAGAGUGAAACUAAAGCAGCACGUGUCCUCCGAGGGAAGGGAGGAGCUGAGGAACUCGGUGAACCGGGAGCCCAUCUACGAGUGGGAGGGCUCUCAGAGGGACAGCCUGGGCACCAUCACCUAUGUCACAAAAGUCAGACUGCAGCACCUGCCCUGUCAGGAACAGAGUGACAGACUGCUGGUGCUGUACCCAUCAACGCUGAUCAUUCUAUCAGAGGAGAGCGAUCAGCUCUUCUAUAAGGGGAAACUCCCACUCAACAUGAUUACUGUGACCACGCCCUGCCAAGACGUCAAGCCCAACACCUUUAUGAUCGAAGGGAAGCUGAUCAACCCCAUAGUGGUGUCGUGUCUGGAUAGGACAGAGUUCUGCGACUGGAUCCAACAUUUCAAAAGUGCUGACGUGCCCGUUGUUAGCCCCCCGCCCCCUGUGUAUGACAUCAUCUACACCCCGACGCACAGAGAGGUUCCACAGUUUGACAGGUGGAGUGGAAACAGCCAUGGACGCACUGAGUCUCUUAAGUUCAACCAUUCACAGAGUGGAUGUGGGUCCCACAACCUUCACGUACCCAUUCAUGAAGACAACCCUCUCUCCCCGGGAUACUCCGAACCCCUCUGUUACAGCUCCAGUCGUCCCUCCUCAACCGAGACCGCCCGCCUGGGCAGCCGGACCAACAGCGCGUCCUCACACACCAGGCCGGAGAACCUGCGACCCUCGUCGGGGCGCUACUCCUCCCCCCAGCGCAGCUCCUACCUCCAGCCAGCCGAGAGCGCUGCGCAUUCUCAGCUCUACAGCACGCCGUACUCUGCCCUGCACCGGGCCAGUCCACAGCGGCUGGAGAAAGCCCCGCUCGUCAAGUCCAACAGCUGGAGCACCCCGCAGACAUCCCUGAACUACACCCUUAAUACCCCGCAGCGCCACUCGGACAUGUGCGCCCCCCGACAGCCCUUGUCGCCCCUGUACGAUGAGCCCAACAGCCCUGAAAUCUAUUCGCUGUAUGAUGCCAGGCCAGUGCAGCCGAUUCGUCCCCGCUACCAACAGCAACACCACCAGCAGGGGGCCCAGCCCCUCCCCUCCUCUUUCCAGCUCCGCACCCCUCCCAUGGGGAAGCGCCACAGGAGAAGCCUGGUCCUGACCAACUCCCAGGGGAAAGCUCUGGGCCUGGAGGUGGAGAAGGCCCAGAACCAGGAGGAGCAGAGGGCCGAGGCCGUGUCGAGGCUGAAGCUGCUGGCCGCACCGGGCCAAGUGGAAGAGCAGAUCCUCCCCCCGUUGAACUGUGGGAUAAACACCCCUCCGAUGCCUUACGGUUACUCGCCAGAUCACAACUCGUACCUUGAACCCACAGAACCAGAUGACCAGGAAAUGGACUAUGAUAACAUUUGGCAGUACGACUGUGAUACCGGGGUGCUUCCGCCGACGUCUGGAAUUUCGACACACUGGAAAGGAUUAGACUUUGCGGCCAGAGGCCUCGGUGGCAUGGCAACCCGGCAGAGAUGGUCAUAAAACAAAACAAGGGCCCGGCACUCGUCUGGACGUGUGCAAACAACGGAUCUCUAUCAGAGGGAUAGUACAAAGCCAACUGUAUCAGCCUGUGUUGCUCCUGCUGCAUACACUAUGAACCGACAAGUCACACAAACUGCAUUGUUCGAUGUAGCGAGGGGUGCAGGAAUAAAGAGGCUAAACACCUAAACACUCAGUAACAGUAACAACCGCCUUCUUCCGCAAAAUAUGUAGCAUUCAGCCGGGAGGACAGCAAAAAGUAAACAUACUGUGUAGUUAGUUUUUUAAUAUAUUUUGAAAUUGCACUGAAGGUUUCAUUUGUAGUGCUUUGUAACAUGCUGUUCAGUUUACUUGCUUUUGCUUUUGUUUUUAUUUAUAGCUAAACAACAUUCCAUCAGGGCUUUAUUCAGUAGCAGAAGUAUAUUUUUGUAAAUGUUGUAGAUUUUUUAUUAUGCUGCAUUAUAUAAGCAAUUAGAUGUGGCUUUAACUGACUUCCUUAAAAGGUGCUAAUAUUACCUACUGCAAUACUAUAUUGAUACCUGUGUGGCUUUGUUUAUUUUAUUUUAAGUGUUUAUUUAUAUUUGGAAAUAAAAAAAUAAA
Molecule: messenger RNA, 2823 nt
Organism: Pungitius pungitius (ninespine stickleback)
Lineage: Eukaryota; Metazoa; Chordata; Actinopteri; Perciformes; Gasterosteidae
Gene: plekhn1
Product: pleckstrin homology domain containing, family N member 1
Exons: 16
Coding region: 109-2226 (705 amino acids)
Biological process (GO): positive regulation of apoptotic process; response to hypoxia; 3'-UTR-mediated mRNA destabilization
Cellular component (GO): cytoskeleton; mitochondrial membrane
Molecular function (GO): phosphatidylinositol phosphate binding; phosphatidic acid binding; cardiolipin binding
Source: RefSeq, a predicted model, not a curated record